AUGGGCGGCCGCAAAAGAGGUCGAAAGUCCUCCCGUGGCAAAAGCCGGGGCAGAGGCCACGCCAAAGCCCGGUUCCACGCUGCUCUGGAAGACGCCUCGCACGACCUGGGUCCGCCAGAGUUCCAGAGCGCGAGGGAAGACACUGAGGUGGCAUGGGGGCAGCCUGGCGCGGGUGGGGGCGGCUCGAAGGCGGCGGCUCCGGCCCCGCCUAAGGCUGCGGGCCCAGAUGCCUGCCGGGUGCCCUUGGACCACAGCCUGGCGCUCCGGGCCAGGGCCCCGGGCAGCUGCAGCUUCGCGCUCAGGGCUCUGCCCGCGGGGGACCGCGUGGUGCCGACCACCAAGCCCAGCCCAGUCCGGGCCAUGUCUUGCUUGGAGCGCCUGACCGCAGACACCGUCUUCGUGGGAACUGUGGGAACCGUGGCGAGGCUGAAAAAUGGCCCCCGCGCCGCCCCCCGGCGGGGCCCUUCUGGAAAGAAGGUGCCAGAAAAGAGCCUCAGCUCGGCGGGCAGGCCGCCGCAGGGCGCCGCUGGUGGGCACCCCAAGAAAGAGGCGGCCGGGAAGUGUACCCCCGGCUCGGUGGGGGAAGAAAGGAAAAUGGUGGAGGCGCCUUCGGGGUCGGGGCCCCUAGCGACCAAAGGCAGCAUGGACAGCCUGGAGACGGUCCAGCUGAAGCUGGAGGCCCUGAGCGUGCGGGCCAACCGGAUCUACCUCAAGCUCUCACGCAAGUUCGGGCAGCAGCGACUGCCCUUCGUGGAGCGCCGCAAUGAGCUCAUCAAGAAGAUCCCAGGCUUUUGGCGGCAAGCGUUCCAAAAGCACCCCCAGCUCUCGGCCUUUCUCAGUGGCCAAGAUAAAGAGGUGCUAAGCUAUCUGAAUAGCUUGGAAGUGGAGGAGCUUGGCCUCGCUCGAUUGGGCUACAAAAUCAAAUUCUACUUUGGCCCUAACCCCUAUUUCCAAAAUAAGGUGCUCAUCAAGGAAUAUGGAUGUGGGCUCUCCAAUCAGGUGGUUGCUCGUUCUACUCCUAUCCAGUGGCUCCCAGGGCACGAUCUGUACUCCAUGACUCAGGGAAACCCAGAAAAGAGCGGGAGCUUCUUCGGGUGGUUUGUAAACCAGACUUCUAUUGAGUCUGACAAGAUUGUUGAGAUCAUCAACGAGGAACUAUGGCCCAAUCCUCUGAAAUACUACCUUCUGAGUGAAAGAGCCCAUGGAGAGAAAGCAAAGGCAGGCAGGCCAGGCCCAGCAAAGCACCCAGGGGAGACCCCUGCACCUAGGGCAAAACCGGCCAAUUGA
Molecule: messenger RNA, 1287 nt
Organism: Cavia porcellus (domestic guinea pig)
Lineage: Eukaryota; Metazoa; Chordata; Mammalia; Rodentia; Caviidae
Product: testis-specific Y-encoded-like protein 5
Exons: 2
Coding region: 1-1287 (428 amino acids)
Biological process (GO): nucleosome assembly
Cellular component (GO): chromatin; nucleus
Molecular function (GO): chromatin binding; histone binding
Source: RefSeq, a predicted model, not a curated record